UACGCUAGCCAGGUGUAAUAGCUGUUGGAGAGUACUGUGGCCUACAUGGAUAAGAUGCAGUCGGACAGGAUGGCUGAAGAAGACUCGAACAAGGAUAGGCCAAAACUGUACGGGGAGUACCUGGAGUUGUCGGGUCUGUUGAAAUGCCAGACUAUGACCAGUGCAGAGGCGGGAAAGCCGGUACAUGACGAACAUCUGUUUAUCAUAACACACCAAGCGUAUGAAUUAUGGUUCAAGCAGAUUCUGUUUGAGCUGGACUCUGUGCGAGACAUUUUCACAGCACCGGUACUGGAUGAAGGUAAAACACGACACAUCAACAACCAACUUGGCCGCAUUACACUGAUACUAAAGUUAUUGGUUGACCAGUUUCUUAUCCUGGAGACAAUGACACCGCUAGACUUUUUAGAAUUUCGAACACAUCUUGCCACUGCCUCUGGAUUUCAAAGUCUACAAUUCCGCUUGAUUGAAAAUAAACUUGGUCUAAAAGAGGAGAGUCGUGUGAAGUACAACCAGCAACAUUACAUGAAGGUUUUCAAUGACCCCGAAAACAUUGAACAGCUACAGGACUCCAUCACCAGUCCCUCGCUACUUACACUGGUCGAGCGUUGGUUGGAAAGAACUCCUGGACUGGCGAAAUCAGAGUUCCACUUUUGGGAGAGGUACCAGAAUGCCGUCACCCGCUGGUUGGAGGACCAAUGGCUACAACCAGCUACGGAGGAAAGCGAUCCUCAAGUGAAGGAAACACUAAUGGCAGAAUAUCAGAAACAAAAGGACAGUUUUGACACUGUGUUUGAUCCGGAGAAACAUCAAAAAGCUAUGGAACGAGGUGAAAGGAGACUAAGUCACAAGGCUUUUCAGGGUGCCUUGAUGAUUUCGCUGUACCGAGACGAGUCACGUUUCAACCAACCGUUUCAUCUCCUCACGCUUCUUGUGGACAUUGACUCCCUCAUGACAAAAUGGAGAUAUAACCACGUGAUGAUGGUACAGAGAAUGAUCGGCAGUAAAGUGGGCACGGGCGGAUCAUCUGGAUACCACUACCUUCGCUCAACAAUCAGUGACAGAUACAAGAUUUUCCUUGAUUUGUUCAACCUGUCUACUUUCCUCAUUCCCCGUGAUUACAUACCACCACUUACAUCAACAAUGAAGAGAACGCUGAGCUCCGUCCUUAGCGACGAUUGCAUAGAGGACGAGGUCAGGACCAGAAAAGAGUAUUCUACAUAAGUAUUUCGCACAUGUACUGCGAUAUAGGAUAC
Messenger RNA from Ylistrum balloti, 1253 nucleotides. RefSeq names its product tryptophan 2,3-dioxygenase-like. The transcript has 14 exons. Lineage: Eukaryota; Metazoa; Mollusca; Bivalvia; Pectinida; Pectinidae. Bases 46 to 1221 code for a protein of 391 amino acids. Gene Ontology annotation, molecular function: L-tryptophan 2,3-dioxygenase activity; heme binding; metal ion binding. The record is from RefSeq and is a predicted model, not a curated record.